UUUUUUGGAGUGGGGAGCUGUUGAUCAACGGACCAAUUUUCACAUUGGAAAAGCAAGACAGUCAGCACCACAGGCUCCCCUGAGAAGCUGCUCAUAUUUUUCCACCGUAACACACAGAACAACAGCAACCUUCAAAAUGGCGGACGAUGAGAAAAAGAAGUUGGAAGAGGAAAAGAAGAGGAAACAAGCUGAAAUUGAACGCAAAAGGGCCGAAGUCAGGGCCCGUAUGGAAGAAGCCUCCAAAGCCAAGAAGGCCAAGAAAGGUUUCAUGACCCCUGAAAGAAAGAAGAAACUUAGGUUAUUGUUGAGAAAGAAAGCCGCUGAAGAACUGAAGAAGGAACAAGAAAGGAAAGCAGCGGAAAGGAGACGUAUCAUUGAAGAAAGGUGUGGUAAACCUAAAAUAAUUGAUGACGCCAAUGAAGGUACAGUAAAGCAAGUAAUCGAGGCCUAUUAUAGACGUAUAGUCGAUCUUGAAAAUAAGAAAUACGAUCUCGAAAAGGAAGUGGAAUUCAGAGAGUUUCAGAUCAACGAUUUGAACAGCCAAGUUAAUGACCUCAGAGGCAAAUUUGUCAAACCAACCCUGAAGAAAGUCUCCAAAUACGAGAACAAAUUCGCCAAGCUUCAAAGAAAGGCGGCAGAAUUCAACUUCCGUAACCAACUGAAGGUCGUCAAAAAGAAGGAAUUCACCCUAGAGGAAGAAGAUAAAGAGAAAAAGCCAGACUGGUCCAAGAAGGGAGAGAAGGAGGGAGAAGGUGAGGAAGGAGGUGAACCUCCACAAGAACCUCCGGCAGACGGUCAACCUCCUGCUGAAGGUGAACAACCGGCCGAAGAGAAACCAGCUGAAGGUCAAGCUGAGGGACAACCUCCAGCGGAAGGCGAAGCUCCAGCUGAAGGACAACCUCCAAGUGAAGGAACGCCAGCAGAAGGAACACCAGCAACUGAAGGAGAAGCACCACCUGCUGAGCCUGAGCCUGCACCUCCAGGCCCCUUUGAAACCUUUAAACAGCUAGUGCUUAACGCAAAUUACGAUAUUGUAACGUUGCCAGAGACAGUGUUGGCCCCCACCGAAGACAAGGACGCCGUCACCAUACCCCACUAUUCUCUAAUCGAAAAUCGCAAAAAUAGCGGUGACGGAGUCGUGAUGUACAUUAAAGACUCCCUUAAAUACAAGGUUGUCGACUUUACCCAGGGAAAUCUCGAGAGGCAACCCUCUCUCGAAGAUCUUAUUGAAAAACUGAAAGCCGGUCCUGAAGAAGCACCACCUGCUGAAGGAGCACCUGCAGAAGGAGCACCUACAGAAGGAGCGCCUGCUGUAACUGCAGAAGGUCAAGCACCAGCAGAAGGAGCCGCUCCAACGGAACCAGUAGCGCCUGCAGAAGGUGCACCACCACCAGCCGACGCUGGUGCCACUGCCGAGGCAGCACCUCCAGCUGAAGCUGCUCCACCGGCAGAGAUUACAGCACCUGCUGAAACAGCUCCAAGUGCAGAAGCACCCGCAGAACCAGCACCUGCUGCCGAAGAACCAGCCGCACCUGCAGCUCAGGAACCUCUUCCGGAAAUGGAAGAGCCUAUGGAAAUGCCGUCAUCUAUGGAUUCGCUACAAACUAUUAUUGAAGCUGCUGCCUAAGGACAUCUGAAAUUUUAUGUGGUUUUACUUGAAGAUUUAGUCGUUAUUUUUAAUAUAAUGAUACUUUAAUCAAUGUUCCAAACA
Sitophilus oryzae (rice weevil) is the source of this 1711-nucleotide messenger RNA. Its product is annotated as troponin I 2-like. The coding region runs from base 137 to 1627 and encodes 496 amino acids. Gene Ontology annotation, biological process: muscle contraction. Gene Ontology annotation, cellular component: troponin complex. The record is from RefSeq and is a predicted model, not a curated record. NCBI's taxonomy places the organism in Eukaryota, Metazoa, Arthropoda, Insecta, Coleoptera, Curculionidae. The transcript has 16 exons.